AUGUCCCAGGGCCCUUUUUUGCGCCCUUCGACAUGUCUGCACGAUGUCCAUGUCAACCCAUCAUGGAAGGGUGGUACAACAGUCUCUAGUACGGUUAUCAGAAAUAUCACCGCUCUAUCAAGCCAGCUAGCCUACUCGGCACACUUCGUGGGAAACACUGUCACCUUGUCUAAUAGGUACGCCAUUCUUUCGAAUGGCGCCAUCUCAGGCUUGCUCUUUGUCCCCGAUCUCCGUACCAACGAUGCCUGCAACCGAGAGACAGCGUCACAUGUCCCUUUGAAUGUUGCAAGGCAGGCCGAUUUGCCGCCAAUGAACUACCAUUUGAUCGCCAUUGCGCCCUGGGUCAGCGGCCGCUGUGCGGAAGCGUAUAUGAACGCCGCUCGAUCUACCCCAGUUCGAGCCUUUCUCUUCUACCAAGCCGGCUCAGGGUCCGCGUUGCCACCACCUUCUGAUGCUGUCGACUGGCAGAUCGACAGCACAACAGAUUGGAUGGGACAAAGCAGUUGGCCCGUCUACGCCGUCUCCGGUAUGGUCGGCGAGGUUCUAAUGCAACAUCUAAGCCUAUACUCAGGCAAUGUCACAGAAGCGCCGUUCGGGAGCAACAUCACCGACCGAUUUCUGGCCGACCCCGAGGACUACCUCCGAAUAUGGACCGAACUCGACGUGGGCACCUCACCCUCAGGCUUUGAAACUUGGGUCUACUUUCUCAUCAUCCUCGCCGUGUUUCUUGCUGUCAUCACGACGACGUCACUCCUCAUGCACUUUGUCCAGGCGUGGCGACGCGUGGGGCUACGACGCAGAGUUGCUGCGGGGGAUGUAAAUCUAGAGGCCAUGGGGAUCACCCGUCUCACAGUACCAAGGAGCCACAUCCAGCAAUACCCACUCUACACCUAUCACUACGAGCCAGAAGCAGCGAGCCCUCCAAUAAUACCAGGCUCACCUGGGCCCGCCCGCACUCGAUCAAGGACUCUCAGCGGAGAUUUGGCAAAAAGCUCUGCCGCAAGCCGGGCCGCACGGUCUGCUACCGUCUCGGAGCUCGGCCUUAGCAGUCCUUUCACCGCAUCCACAGCUGCGACCGACUACCAACCUACUUGCGAGAUUUGCCUGGAGCCUUACGAGAACCGAGUAACCGUCAUUCGUGAACUCCCGUGCGGCCACAUUUUCCACCCGGACUGCAUUGAUCAGUUCCUCGGUGCGAAUAGCUCGCUCUGUCCUGUUUGCAAAGCAAGCAUGUUACCCCCAGGGUACACUCCUAGAAUUACCAACGCCAUGGUACGCCGGGAGCGUGCCAUCCGACGGCUACGCGGCCAGGUGGAAGUGCAAGAAGACGGUGAUUUCGUAGGAUCCGGGGGACCACGAGGCCGCUGGGCGGCGACGAGAAACCGGUUGUUCGGUCGAAACAAGGACAAACCGAGCUUGAACUCAAUAGACUCAACCGAACUCCAAGAAACCCGGCCGGUGUCCAAGCCGAGCGAGCGACAGAAACGGCGGGGGAGUCGUCCGACUGAGCCUCAAAGUCAAGAACCAACGAAUACCCUGGCCGAGGGACGUAUGCGCGAGUUGGCCGGGUUCGAGCCGGAUUUUGACAACACCGGCUCAACACGAUGGCAACGGAUGCGUACGAGGAUCUUCCCGGGCUUUUCUUGA
Messenger RNA from Dichotomopilus funicola, 1647 nucleotides. RefSeq lists its product as uncharacterized. Gene Ontology annotation, biological process: ubiquitin-dependent protein catabolic process. The record is from RefSeq and is a predicted model, not a curated record. The coding region runs from base 1 to 1647 and encodes 548 amino acids. The transcript has 4 exons. Gene Ontology annotation, molecular function: ubiquitin protein ligase activity. NCBI's taxonomy places the organism in Eukaryota, Fungi, Ascomycota, Sordariomycetes, Sordariales, Chaetomiaceae.